Messenger RNA from Brassica rapa (field mustard), 7527 nucleotides. Its product is annotated as gibberellin 20 oxidase 3. NCBI's taxonomy places the organism in Eukaryota, Viridiplantae, Streptophyta, Magnoliopsida, Brassicales, Brassicaceae. The record is from RefSeq and is a predicted model, not a curated record.
CGACUAUACCAUUAUAAACAUACACAAAAGGAGCCAGAAUAGACUAAAGGCAAGGAAUCUGGAGCCGCUGUGAAAAGAAAUUGAAUUUGUCAGAAAAUAGAGAGAAAGCAGUUGAACAAAAAUAUGAAACAGAUAAAUCCAAGGAAACAUACGAUGGGCUCUUCAUAAUCCUUUGAACUUAUGUAUUCGACAUGGCUGGCUGAGGACGUUUAAAUUCUCUUUCAAGCUUCGGUAAAGAAUAAAAACUCUAACAUGGUGUGAGAUUGUUGAAAUACAAUGCAAGAGGAGACUUGCCAGAGGAUUGAACUGAUUUCAUGGCCAUCGAUCCAAGUUGUUGAAUAUGAUUCCAUGAAAGCUUUGACGACGGGUUUAUAUAAGCAAGAGAGGAAGGUGGAAGGAGCAUAAAUGAAUAAUUAAGAGUGGGUUGCGAGUAAAACGGACAGGAUUGGAGGAAUUUGGAACGAUGAAGACAUAUGAAUUUAUCGACUCAGCCUCGACUGUUUUAGGGUUUCUUUUGAAUUGGGUUUAUGAGCCAACUACUUCAAUUUACGGAUCAAGAAAAAAAAAAGCAGCCCAACACCGGUGUGACGUGGACAAAUAAACUCAUCCCAUUGGCUGAUUUUAAUAGCCGACGUGGAUGGUCUCUAUGUUGCUCGUAUUCGGCUUUUAGUAUUGUAGAUGAUUUGUUUCUACUGUGAUGUUAUUAUUAUUGGUACAUAGAUUACCCGGUUUGUUAUUAUUAUUGAUAUGAUGUAUGUCUAUUUUAGUAUGGCUAAUAAAAUAGUUGUAUUUUAAAUGACAAUAUUUUAUCAGUAGAAAACAAAUUAUAUUUUAACAGAAUACAUAUACGUCGUUUUUAUGUCAAAAGACUCAAAACUUUAGAAGUGAUUUCUUAUAAGAACUCCAAAUAAAACUUAAAAUUAAACAAAAUUCCAGAUUUGACCUAAUAUUACUUUUCAUCGCGACUCCUAUAAAUGCCAUCUCAACAAAGUGUCGAGAGAAAAGCUUUGAAAGUGCAUAAAAUAUAAUUCCGAAAGUUUCUACCAUUAUCAUAUAAAUAAACCGCAGUAUGUCCUCCAUUACAAAUCUUCCCCAUGCAGGCUUCGAUGCAAAAGUCUUAAACAACCAACCAAGCAACAUACCAUCGGAAUACGUAUGGUCCGACGAAGACAAACCCUCAACCGACAUCAAAGAGCUCCAAAUCCCUAUCCUCGACAUCUCCAGUUUUCUCUCCGGACAAGACAACCAUGUCGCGAUUUCUCAAGCGUCUAGGCUCGCGUCCGAAGCUGCGAAGCUUCACGGCUUCUUCCUCGUCACAAACCAUGGAGUUCAGGAGGGGAUAUUGGCACGUGCCUACAAGUGUAUGGGCACGUUUUUUUACUUGCCGGCGUCGGAGAAACAAAAGGCCAAGAGGAAAUGGGGUGAGAUCUCCGGUUACGCUGAUAGCUUUGCCGGAAGAUUCUACUCGGAGCUUCCGUGGAAGGAAACGUUGACGUUUAGAUUCUCUGCUGAGGAGAAGCUCAGGAGCGGCACGGAAACAGUUAAAGAUUACGUUUCUAAGACAAUGGGAGACGGGAACGAAGAGUUUGGAACUGUGUUUCAAGAAUACUCAGAGGCGAUGAACACACUUUCGCUAAAUAUCAUAGAGUUUCUUGGAAUGAGUCUUGGGAUCGAAAGACGCUAUAUGAGAGAGUUUUACCGAGAUAACGAUUCGAUACUUAGGUUGAAUUACUAUCCACCAUGCAAGCAGCCAAACCAUACAUUAGGGACAGGACCCCACACCGACCCGACUUCUCUAACCAUACUUUAUCAAGACCACGUCGGUGGUCUUCAGGUUUACGUGGAGAACCAGUGGAGAUCCAUCGCUCCCAAGCCUCAAUCAUUCGUGGUUAACAUCGGCGAUACCUUCGUGGCGUUGACGAAUGGAAUAUACAGAAGUUGCUUGCACCGGGCAGUGGUGAACCGAGAUAGGGAAAGGAUGACAUUAGCAUUUUUCUUAUGUCCACAAAUGGACAAAGUGGUGAAACCACCGAAGGAGCUACUAGAAGUGUCCGGCCAAAGGCUGUAUCCUAACUUUACAUGGUCCAUGUUUCUUGAGUUCACGCAGAAGAAUUAUAGAUCCGACAAGAACACUCUUCAAAAGUUCUCAGACUGGCUUAGGAGCAAAGAAGUUAUCGACAACAAACUUGCCGGACAAAGUUAGAAAGAGACUGAGAGAUAGUUAAAUAAAAAGAAAUUGAAGGGUUUGUUUUAAUGGAAAUUUCAGUUAAUGUUUUCUGAGCUUCAGACAGUUUAUCUAUAAAGAAUAGUAACCAAGCAACCAACCGCCUUAAAAACAAGAAUCCCAAAGAUUAGUAUGAGCUAACCAAACAACCAACCGCCUUAAAUAACCAAAGCAUCAACUGUAAGUCUAUAAUUUUAUGUUGUUUUGUCUCCAAAACGUAUCCAUGAAUAUAUAAGAAUAUAAAAAAAUUAGAUCCCUUGUAUCUCAAGUGAUAAAAGAGUAUGUAACUAAGAAGAGACUGCCCUUGACAAAAGAAAAAGGCUUCAAUCGUACGUGUUCCAUUAAAGGACUUGCAUUUUAGCUGAACUGAAUCCAAUAAUUUAGAAAGGUUAAAGUAACAUCUUAAGCAAAAAGCUCACAAAACUGUCAAGUUCCAAACACCAUACUGGAGAGGAUAUAUGCACACAACUAGCUUUUGAUUUUGAUAUAUCAAACCAUAUAUAUUUUUAGGGGAUUGCCUCUUAUCCUCUGAAGGUAAGACUAAUUCUAACAGUAGUUGCCAUUAAUAAUUUGGAGAUAUAUUGUUAUAUCAACAAAACCCACAUGUCUAUAACCGUGACAAGAGAGUAGAGAAGCAAUUACGUAUAUACAUUACAUAUAUAGGUGGCACAAAAAGGUUGCGCCAUGAGUUAAAAUAGCUUUGGACCCCUUGUUUAUGUGCCAUCGGAGUAAAUAUUUUAGGUUUUAACAUGCAUAUACAUACAUUAGUAGUCACUUUGUUUCAUAGACCUUUUCCACAUGUAUUAUGAAAAAAAAAUAUAGAGUUAUUUGUUUAUAGUUACUUUUAUUUGCCCAAGAAUUAUAACCAAAACUCCAAAAGAAAACCCCACAUUAACAACUAUUAUACAACACUCUGAUUUUUAAUUAAUAUUCUUAUAACUUUAUUCGCUCAAGACAUGAUACAGUUUGUAAUGCAUUUUUUCCUGUAAAAAGAUGCGAUCUUAAUUUAUAUAUGAUUGACUAUUUGUAUUUUAGGGUCAAGACAAGAGAACAAAAUACAGAAAACAAAAGAAUGGCCCAUCUAAAUAAUUUUCUUGGUGGCUUCUCAUGAAAUGUAUUUGCUGAUGAUUCAGCUAUACAUCAAAACUCGACAGUCGACACAUCACACACUAAUUUCUUUUCGUUUGCUUCCUCCUUUGUGUUGACAAGAUUAUCACAAUACUUCUGUAACUCACAUAUGUUAAGAGUAAAUUACGUUUUUAUGACUUGAAAAGUUAUGGAAAAAGCUUCUAAACAUUUAGUUUAAUCAUCCAGAAAUAGUAUCUUUCAUUUCUAAAAUCACCUCACCUCAAGAUGUCCAAUGAUUUCAACUCUUUUCUCCAGUGAUGUCGCGGAAAGGAAGAAAAAAAUAACAAUAAGCCGAAAAAUAUGUUUCUUAUUUUUGUCUCUAAAUCUAUGUUAGAUUCGGCAGAGAGUAGGGGCCUGGGGUUGUACCAAGUAAAGAGACGAUGUGUUUUUUUCUUUGUUAUCUUCUUGUAUUGUUUUACCUUAUAGCCGGUGUUAUUAAAUUAUAGUUUCUUGAAGUAUUUAAAUGAAAUUAAACCUCCAAAAGUACCAAAUAAAGUGAAACAACUCUAGAGAUUAAUCGUUUUAGAGAAAUGUUGUAAUUGUUUUUGCUUUCUACAACACGAACCAUGAUGAAUUCAUUGACAAAAAAAAUAUAUAGAUGAUGAUGGUACUCACUCUGCGUCAUAAAGUUAAAAUAUUCACUUGUACUAUUAUCAUUGUUCUUUAAUUACUAUUAUUUUUAUGACCAUUAUAAGAGCAACAUUAGAUAAGAACUCCAAAGAAUUUUUUUAAAAAAAAUAUUAAUAUUUUAAUGAAUUAUAAUUAGAAAUUAAAAGUUAAUUGUAAUACAAAAUUUCAAUCAAUCUAUUGUUUACAAGUGUCAUACAGACUUUAGUGGAGCUUUAGAAAAUUCUAAUAUUAGAAGUUUUGUCUAUUCUCUCUCUUCUCAUUUGAUUAUUUUUGAUUAUUUUUUAUUAUUUUUUAUUCUAAAAACAAACUUUAAAAUUCUUAGUUAGAGGUGUUCUAACAACAAAUAAUUAUAAUAUAAAAAUCUGAUGCGUUUUAUCAUUUUUGAAACUCCAACCCUCAACAAAGAAAAUUUUAUGUAACUAAUAAUAAACCAUAUAAACGUUGACAAAAAAACCCAUCUAAAUAUUUAGCUUUGCAUAACUGCGUUUAAAAAGAACGGCACGUGGAGGUAAAGUGUGCGAAGAUCAAUCUCCUUUUAUGAAGGCCUACCAAUGGCCCAUCAAUGAGCUUUGGCUUCCUAAAGAGAGGUCCGCGUCACAUGCAUCUCUUUUGUUUUUUUAUUCUCUUUUUUUGUCAUUGUCUCUUUCAAAUACUUAUAACUAGGCCUGGAAAUAUUGACUUUACCUAUGGGGCCCGGCCCAUUUGACCUACGGCAGAGCGGAUGUGGAUUAAACAAUUUGAAAAAAUCGAUUCGCAGAUGUGGAUUAUGAACAUUUUAUGAAGAGUGGAUGCAGGUUGGUGGAUUUUGAAUCGAGUGUAUCCACCAACCUGUAAUUUUUAUUUUUUAAUUUUUUUUGUUAAAAAGGUAUUAUUUUUUAAAGAAAAUAUGCGAAUUUAAAAAAUAGAUAUAAUUUUAAUUAUAAAUAUAUAAUUUAUAUUAUUUUUUACAAAAAGUAAAUUAAAUAAUUAUUUUUUAAAAUAAAAAUAUAAUCCGUGGAUCACCCGCAAAAUUAAACAAGACGGAUGUAGGGAUAAAUUUAUUUGUUCGCAGAUCGUGCGGAUCGGAUUUUUUGAUAAAAAAAAUUACAAUCCGUAAAUUGGCGAAUCAAGCGGGACGGGUUUGACCCGCAACCCAGUCCUAUUUACAACGCACCAUGUAAUCUAUCAGUCUAUGUAAUGUUUGGUUGCCCUAAUCUUUGUUUUCUAGUUGGGAAUAAAUAUCAAUACAAAAAACAAAACAAAAAACCACCAAGAAAAAGCAAAUUGACAAGAUUGCAAGAAAACAAACGACAUAUCAUCUUAUGAAUGAGUCCAAAUAAGGAAUUAGUAUCAUGGACCUACAUAUCAUGCGUCACUCUCACUAUCACAAAUUUACAGUAUUGUCUUCUUCUUUUUUUUGUAACUGAAUUUACAGUAUUGUCUAAUCAUUGAAAUAAUAGGUAGAUCACGCUUCGUUAAACUCAGAAUUGGAAAACCACAUAUUAUCUGAGUAUCCAAUUUUACAUUUUUUUUAAAUAAAGAAUCCAAUUUUACUUAUCUAUUCCCAAUCUAUUAUAUAAUCUAUUAUAUAAUGAGGGAGUUUCUCACCCCUAAGCGUGCCACGUCGACAGUAUGGGUUCCACAAGCAAAAAAAAAACUGCGUAAUAAUGAUUUAAGGCAAAUGGGUUUUGAAACCGAAAUAAAAGAUAAGACCCCUUUGAAAUGUGUUAUAACGAGUUUCCUAUAUAUCAAAUGGGUUUGGUCACUGAAAAUAAAGAAAAUGCCCAUUUGAUUUUAUGCAUUGUAAUAGUUAGAGUAAGCUCAUAUGGUCAAGUGUCGUUUUCGAAGGAAAUUUAGGGUUUUCUUUAUCGCUUCAGACAGAUCUCAAACACAGCGUGACCCAGUCUUUUCCUAAGAUGUUUAUCACUGGCAAACUCUACAUCUUCACAUCUUUAAUCACUUCAUCGUUAAUAGUCCUGAUUCGUAACACCUCCCUAAAGCCUCCUUAUAUAUACUUCAUCUUUAACAGAGGAACUCUUCAUCUCGAAAAAACUCAUUGAUUCCUCUACCAGGCUUACAUCUUCUCAAAAACGUCUCCCUGCUUCUCCAGUUGCUCAAACCGGCAUCCUUCUCUCAACCUUCGACUCUACCCGGCCUUGGUCGUACUACUCAGACCAUAGUUUUUCUUCUCCUCCGCUUUAGGGAUUUCCGCAACACAAGAAAGGUGGUGAAUUUGUGGGAUUCAAGCUUCUCUUCCUUGGUGAAAAGGUAAGCACAUCUUUGAUCUGUCACACUUAUCUAAUAGAAUUGUCUUUCUUCUAUCACCACUGAUCUAUUGUUUCUGUCCUAUAAUCGAUUGUCUAACUCUUUCCUCAUAUGUAUCUUCUCUCUGAAUCUACAGGAUUCCGUGAUCCACAGGUUCAUCCCCGUUGGUCUUGCCAAUCACUACCGUCCGUCUUUGCUUGCUAGUUCAGUUGCGAAAGUCGGUUUGAAGAUUCAUCCAAUCAUAGGCUUGGUAAAAUCAUCUCUCAAGUUUACUUUGUCUGUUUAAUGAUUUGAGAAACGUAAAUUUAUUGUAUUAUCAUUAUUGGUAUCAGGGAAAUAGUGGUUACGCAACAUCUCAGAAACCUUUUUAUCGAGGCAAUGCAAUGUUAGGUCCAUUCGAAGUUGUAUACAGGUAAAGUGCCUGGUGUUUACGAAACAAAAUCUAAAUCUGAUCCAUAGAUUGCAUAGACUGAGUUACAAAAAAUAAAUUCUUUAAGGUUUAUCUUCGCAGGCCUAAUUCAACCACAUGAGGCAAAAGCAGUUUGCUAUGUUCUGGAAACAGAGAAAUGAAUGAAGGGCCAAAAGCUUUGAUGCAGAGGUCAAAGCCUUGAGAGAAACAAAGGAAACAGGAGGCUGACAUGGAAACAGAAAAUCAGUGAAGGAAGAUCUUGAUACAGCAAGAUCUAAGCUCAACGAGAAAGAGUACAAGUUGUGAGCUGCUCUGAAGGACUCGAAGAAAGGUAACCAAAACCAUAAUCAUGACAUCUAAAUACUUAACACUACUUCAUUUUGGUAUAGAAAUUCAUAAUUUUGUAUGAGUUCUCGCAGUGUUGAAAUGAAAAUGCAGGGAAUAUGAGUAGAGUGAUUCACAAUUCACAAUUCACAAACUAAGGGGUUCAUGUGUAUUUAAUUAUAAUAGAGUUUUUCUGUGCAGAUAUGAGAUAUUGCAACAGAGACGUUUACGUACGCAACUAAGCAUGACAAUGAAAUUUCGACACAAAAGAUCUUCACGCGGGGGAGUAUGGAAGACUCAAUGGCAAAAGGUUCAUUUUACAAAGCCGAGGAUGAUAAUAAUAUAGUUACUCAUGAUGGUGGUAGCAAUCACAAUGCCUUGAUCAUGUGCAAACAAGUGAAAUCCAUGCAAGGAAUGCUUGUUCCAAAAACUAUCUCUCUCCUCCAUGCAAUGUUUUAUCAUUAAUUAGAAUAAAAAAUCUCUAGCUUUGUUUGCAAGUUUUGUUAUUCUAUAAAUAAGUUGUAAUCUUCAAUGAAAUAAUAAGAGUGAUUUGAUAUUUUUGGAAACC